AUGAAGUCAUCGUCACUUUGGAACAAAGUCGCGUUAGCCAGCACAAGUGGGCCAAAGUUUGGCGUGAAGACAGGAGCCGUAUUACCUGUCAUGUCCAACAACAUCCUCUUCUUACCGUUCCGCAAGACGAACCCGGUUGCCCUGUCCACUGCGAUCAAAGGGUAUAUUUCAAGCAAAUAUGAUCAGCAUCCUGAUAUGUUCCGGCAGGAUCUGGAGGUUAUCGAUGCGCUGAGGAGAGAUGCGGUACAUGUCAGAGAACCGCACACAAGUGGAAUUAAGAAGAUAGCUGCGUAUGCGGGGCAGAUUUCGUGGAUGGGGGCUAAAUUUCCCAUAGAUAUUGGGGUAGAGUUCACUUGGUACCCAGCGUUGGGAUACAAUACGGAGCGACCAAUUUCACAAGAUAACUUAAAGUUUGAACUUGCCAAUGUCCUGUACAACCUCGCAGCUUUAUACUCUCAGCUGGCGACAGCGUCGAAUCGUGCCACCACGGAAGGUCUACGAGCAGCAUGCAAUUACUUCUGUCUCGCUGCGGGAGUUAUCUCCCAUAUCAAGACAGAAGUCAUUCCAGAAUUACGAACUGCCCCUCCGGAAGACAUGGAUGAUGGGACCCUCGAAUCGCUUGAAUACCUGAUGCUCGCUCAAGCUCAAGAAUGUUUCUGGCAAAAAGCUGUAAUGGAUGGCUAUAAGGAUGCUUCAAUUGCCAAACUUGCUGCAAAAGUCUCUGAUUUCUAUGGUGCUGCUGGAGACUGGGGUGUUAAGAGUGAGGCAGUUAGUUCAGAGUGGAUACAUCAUACUACAGCUAAACACCACCAUUUCGCGGGUGCAGCGCAGUAUAGACAGGCGUGUGAUUGCUUAGAAAAGAGAAAGUAUGGCGAAGAAGUUGCGAGAUUAAGGGACAGCAUUACGUGUGUAAAUGAGGCAUUGAAAGAGGCCAGAUACUUAAAUAAGUCUGUGUUAGGUGACCUGAAUGGAUUGAAGAAUAGGGUCUCGGAAGACCUGAAAAGAGCAGAGAAAGACAAUGAUCUAAUAUACUUAAACCCUGUUCCACCGAAGUCAGAGCUCAAGACACUAGACCGGGCCAAUAUGGCUGUCGCAAAAGUUCCCAAAGAAACCUCAGAGCCGCAAAACUUUAUCGGAGACUCGAAGGAGUUUGGCCCACCGUUAUUCGCAAAAUUGGUACCCUUCGCGGUGCACCAAGCUGCCAGUAUAUAUGAAGAAAGACGAGAUCGUCUUGUCAACAAAAACAUAAUUGACGAGCUCGAAAUUCUUACCACGCAAAUUCACGAUACAUUGCGCUCACUCAACCUUCCUGGAUCCUUGCAAGCUUUGGAAAAACCGCUUGGGUUACCACCGACGCUGACUGCCCAUGCUGAAGAGAUCAGACAAGCAGAUGCCUUGACAAGACUUCAGCGAUCAUUUUCUGAUACUGCUAAAUUGAAGGCUUCUGAUGAUGCUAUCUUUGCGGAAGGUCGAGAGCUGCUUCAAGCGGAAGCUGCUGAGAACGAGAGGUUGCUAGCCAAAUAUGGCACUGACAGAUGGCAAAGACCAGACUCACGUACAGUGGCCAGUAAACUUUAUACCAGGACUACGGAAGUGGAAGGAUACCUAGUUGGUGCUGCAAAUAGCGAUGAAGUGGUACGCAAUAAAUUUAGAAACUGCGAAGAAAUGCUACGAAUUCUUUCUGGAUCCGAUCGAGAUAUUGGAAAUUUUGUGCCAAGCAGUCGCAGAGCGGCCAUUCCACCGAAACUGGAAGGAGAAGUUUCUCGAUUGCGAAAUAGUCUCAACGAAGUCUCUCGCCUCGAAUCGCGUAGACAACGGAAGAUUGAAGCUUUGAGGGAGAAAUCCAAAAAGGAUGACAUCAAUACUAGUAUCCUUGCCGAAGCCGCUCGCCUCGAACGCGAAUUACCAAAUCAAGCAGUGGUCGCUGCUCAUUUCGAGGACUUCUUUGAGCAACAGCUUAAGAAAUAUGAAGUAGAUAAGCAAGCGCUUAAAUCGGAGACCGAGGAACAAGAGCGAUUACUUUCUCAACUCCAACUUUCCAAUGCGCAAUUCUUAGCAGCCAGAGCCGGCGAUAAAUCGUCUCGCGAUCGAGAACAGGCUUUACAAAAGCUGGAGAAUGCAUAUUUCGCAUACAAAGAAAUUGUGAGCAACCUCGAAGUGGCCAGAAAAUUCUACAAUGAUCUAGCAAACAUCGUCGGGCGUUUCAGAGACGAAUGCAAGGCUUUCGUGUAUAAUAGGAGGCAAGAAGCCAUGGCUUUGGAAUCCGAGCUCUCGCUUCCUCCUCUGAAUUCGUUGAGCAUGCACAACCCAAGCUCUCCAGCACCGGCUCAAAUUCCACGCACCUAUAACGCUCCUCAGGGGCCAAGUCGAAGAACGUCUCUCUCCGGAUCUUCCACAUUAGCGAAUAAUAGUGGACAGGAUAUUCCUGCUCCCAUAGCCACGAGAGCUUCGUUAGGUAGUCCAUCUUUGCAGAAUAGUGGUCCUGUCGCAGGAGGCACUUGGAAUCCUGAAAUGGGAAUCAAAUUCGGAGGACUUGGGAGUCAGGGGGUGCAGCAGCAGCAGCAGCAGCAAGGUGGACAACAACAAGGUUCCAACAAAACUUGGGAUCCUAAUCGGGGAUUUAAAUUUGGUUGA
This is a messenger RNA of Glarea lozoyensis ATCC 20868, 2634 nucleotides long. RefSeq lists its product as uncharacterized. The transcript has 5 exons. The record is from RefSeq and is a predicted model, not a curated record. Bases 1 to 2634 code for a protein of 877 amino acids. Gene Ontology annotation, molecular function: protein binding. Gene Ontology annotation, cellular component: endosome. NCBI's taxonomy places the organism in Eukaryota, Fungi, Ascomycota, Leotiomycetes, Helotiales, Helotiaceae.